AUGUUGGAGGAAUCCAGGAUGGACAAAAAAUCGAUAAACAGAUUAUCUCAACAACAGUCGAGAGCUUCGGCUAUCGACUGUAAAAAAAGUACUGAAUUGACACACAAACCUUGGCUACGGAAUAAUAAGAAACGUGAGGGAUCUGGUGCCGCUCCCAAAAAUGAACCUUUUCGACGAAAUCCCCCAUCACAAAGAGGUAGGGGUCAGAUUGAUAAACGAUCCCGCGCUCGUGGAACUAAUUUUAUUGUGGGUGGAACGCAGAUCACCGGGAUAGAACAAGAUGAAGAGCCUGAAAUAGGCUCAGUGUAUCAGCCUGGAAGUAAAAAGCAAAACUUGAAUCAUUUGCUUAACUUCAUGUAUCCCACACGUGGAGGUUCUGACCGGAGGGCCCCUGUCCCGCGCCGUCCUGUUCAAAAUAUGGCUCAUAAACACAAGCAUGAUCUCUAUCUUCGUGCUAAUUGCCAGUUCGUAGUCAAAGAAGAUGGAAAUUAUGAAGUUAAUUUAAUGGAUCCAGAUAUGCCCAUCAAAUGGGAGCAGAUUGAAGAAGUUGUUGUAAGAAGCACAGGUCGUUCAGAAUGUCCCAUAUGUCUUGGUACUCCAGUGGCUGGGCGUGUUGACCAUUGUGGCCAUGUGUACUGCUGGGCCUGUGUUCUACAUUAUGCUGAUGCUCAUGAAAAGCAACCACCACCUUGCCCAGUAUGUGCCGCACUUUUACAAGUCAAUGAAAUGAAGCCAGCCUAUAUGAUUCAGUGGGAAUCACCUGCUGAAGAGGUUACAAUGCGUCUUGUCCGUCGACUUAGAGGUACAACAACAGUGGAAGUUGCCCCACCUCGUGGACAAAUAAAAAAUACCUUGGCAACACCAAUAUUGCCACUUGAAUAUUUAAAUAAUGCACCAUUUACAAAAUAUUUUACUGCUACUAAGGAACAAGUUUCCAAAAUAUUAGAAAAAGAGCGAGAAGAGAUUAACAAUCAGAUUUUGGCCGAAAUUGACACAACUGAAAUCAUUUAUUUGGAAAGAGCUUUAGAAUUAUUGAAAUUGAAAGAGGAAGCUAUUAAAAACCAAGUUGAGAAACCUAAACCGCCAGAAGUGUUGGAAAAUAUGGCCCCUAUUGUGUUUGAAAAACAAGAAAUUAGUGAUAAGAAAUUGGAUUGGUUUGAUGUCUCAGAAGAAGGUGCAGCAUGUAUUGAAGUGAUGACAGAACAUAUGGCUUCAUUAGAAGUUACUGACUCUGAUUUGAAUUCAGAAACAGUUGAUUUUUUACAAGAUGAAUUGAACGAUAACAAUCAAACAGAAGAGUUCCCACUCAUAGAAUGUGCUCCUCCAGGGGAUGAACCAGUAAAUAAUGAUAACUUAUUUUCUGAUAUUGACAAAGAAAAUCAAGCAAAAUACUUUUAUUUUUAUCAAGCUGAAGAUGGACAACAGGUAUUCCUUAACAGUCUUAAUGUACGUAUAUUAAAUGCAUCCUGGGGUGGCCUUGUCACAGCACCUCCUGUUAUACGCGGUCGGGUUCUGAAUCGCGAAACAUUGUCACUUGCUGAUCAGGCAAGAAAACAUAUGCCAUACACUGCUCACCUGCCAGUUUACUGUUCCUUUGAUAUAGUAGAGCUCGAUUUACAACCACCUUUUGUUACAACUGCAGCAUUAGAAAGUUUUUCAGAUGAACUGAGACGCCGUGCACGUAUUCGUGCCAAUUUAGAACGCAAGGAAAGACGUCGCGAGCUACAGUAUCGUCGAGCGAUGGAGGGCCCGCCUCGUCCUGAUUUUACAUCAGAAGUGCUGUUCCCUCGCGCCUCAACUUCAUUCGGCAGUCCUACUCCCAUGGAGACUGUGUCGGUUUCUCCCACAGAAAGUAGCCAGUCACCUUCUAAUUCUGUAGGAGUAUCUGAGCAAACAAGUUCAAAUCCAAGCCCAUCUUCUUCUGGACUGUCAUUUGCAAAGAUGGCAAGUACAAGUGGCACAUGGCGAGUUAGGAAAACUGCUCCGCCGACUCCUUCGCCGCCAGACGCUGACGAAGCCUCAGGCCCACGAGCACUUGUACUAAGUGAUGCCAUAGAAGCCGCAUUACACGCAGCACCUUCUCCUUCUAGCAAGAAAAAUAAAAAAUCUAAGCCUAAAGUGUUGUUUGCUACUGGCAUGCAACGCACUGGGUAA
Messenger RNA from Parnassius mnemosyne (clouded apollo), 2154 nucleotides. NCBI's taxonomy places the organism in Eukaryota, Metazoa, Arthropoda, Insecta, Lepidoptera, Papilionidae. The record is from the annotation of a GenBank genome assembly.